Messenger RNA from Pipistrellus kuhlii (Kuhl's pipistrelle), 1505 nucleotides. RefSeq names its product inositol monophosphatase 2 (gene IMPA2). Gene Ontology annotation, molecular function: inositol monophosphate 1-phosphatase activity. The transcript is spliced from 8 exons. The record is from RefSeq and is a predicted model, not a curated record. The coding region runs from base 178 to 1044 and encodes 288 amino acids. Gene Ontology annotation, biological process: phosphatidylinositol phosphate biosynthetic process; inositol metabolic process; signal transduction. Lineage: Eukaryota; Metazoa; Chordata; Mammalia; Chiroptera; Vespertilionidae.
CCCCCCCCGCCCGGUCCGCUCCUCGCCCUUCCCGCGGCACCGGAGUGGGGCUCGCGAAGGCCGAGGCGCGAGUGGCGGGAGUGAGGAGGGGGAGUGCGGAGCCCGGUUCUGGAGCUGCGGGAGCCGGCGGGGGACCGGCGUGGAGGGCUGGAGGUGGCGGGGCCCCACGAGGACGCGAUGAAGCCAAACCUCGAGGACCAGGCGGCGUCCGCCGAGGGCCCCUGGGAAGAGUGCUUCGAACUGGCCGUGCAGCUGGCGCUGCGGGCGGGACAGAUCAUCAGAAAAGCCCUCUCUGAGGAAAAGCAGGUCUCCACCAAAACCUCCGCUGCGGACCUGGUGACAGAGACGGACCACCUUGUGGAAGACUUAAUCAUUUCUGAGAUGCAGAAGCGGUUUCCUUCGCACAGGUUCAUUGCUGAAGAGGCCUCGGCAGCAGGGGCCAAGUGCGUGCUCACCCCCAGCCCCACCUGGAUCAUCGACCCCAUUGACGGCACCUGCAACUUUGUGCACAGGUUCCCCACCGUGGCAGUCAGCAUCGGAUUUGCGGUGAACCAAGAGCUGGAGUUCGGCGUGAUCUACCACUGCACCGAGGAGCGGCUGUACACCGGCCGGCGGGGCCGAGGCGCCUUCUGCAACGGCCAGCGGCUGCGGGUCUCCGCGGAGACAGAUCUCUCCAGGGCCUUGGUGCUAACCGAAAUCGGUCCCAAGCGUGACCCUGCUACUCUGAAACUGUUCCUGAGCAACAUGGAGCGGUUACUCCACGCCAAGGCUCAUGGGGUCCGAGUGAUCGGGAGCUCCACCCUGGCGCUCUGCCUCCUGGCCUCGGGGGCUGCGGACGCCUAUUACCAGUUUGGCCUGCACUGCUGGGACCUGGCCGCCGCCACCGUCAUCAUCAGAGAAGCAGGAGGCAUCGUGAUGGACACGUCAGGUGGACCUCUCGACCUCAUGUCCUGCAGAGUGGUUGCUGCGGGCACCCGAGAAAUGGCUACGCUCAUCGCUCAGGCCUUACAGACCAUUAACUAUGGACGGGACGAUGAGAAGUGACAGGGAGCAGAGACGGGAAACGUGACCCCCGGACUGGCUCUUCCUGGGAUGCUGCCACCGGCAGCCAAUCCCCGGGGGGCCCUGCCUUGAGCAGCCCGCACUCCAUCCAGUUCCUGCGUUCCUAACCGCCCAAAGAGCGGGGUUCUGCUAACGUGGGUGGCUCUCUGGCUAAAUCCGCGUCUUCCACUGGGACUUCGUGUUUAGCUGGUUUCUUUCUUUAAUCUCAUGCAGCCUUUUUCAGGUUAGUUCAGGUUCUUCUGUCAGGGCCAAAACCCAAAUCUCAUGACGUACAUAUUGAUAAUUCAGUCUUGAUUUCUUAACCCCCUCCUCUCCCUCCCCCCACUCCCAGAAUGCAAAUCUCAGGUAAUAUGGCUUUAGAACUGCUGAUAAAGCGGACUUGUUCUCAGGCCCCCCACCCAAUGGUACUUCAGAAUGCAAUAAAUCAAAAUAAUGGCACUCUA